CGCUUCCAACCCCACUGCGCAGCCAUGUGGUCCUCUCAUUUUCGUCGAUGACAACAAAAGGCGUAGAGUGCUUGGGGCCGUCUUCCGGUAGGAGGACACGAAGGGGGGCCGGCGACAUUUCUAUAUGCAAAACGUUUAUGGCACCAAGAGCAACGUCGUUGCCAAUUCGAAAGGGGCACUGUUGGACCUCGAAUUGUGUGAGGGGUUCGGAGCGGGUGCUAUGAACACCCCGUUCUACAGAGAACUCGUUCUCGGGGGCGGUUUUGUUUUGGCGCGUAAAUUUUUCGACAAGUUGGCGGACAAGAACAUCGUUCUCGACAUCCCCUGCGACGUCGGCCCCUCCCAAGAGCUCUCAUUGCUGUUAAGGCUGUGUGGCGGUUGCGAGUCAAGCGGGGCAGCGGCGGAGGGCGGUGAUCUCGGUUCUAGUCCCGCUACUCAGCUGCACCGUGGCGAGAGCCGAGGUCAGUUCGACGACAGCGAGGAUGAGGGGCCUACUCCACCAUUGGGGGACACACAGCGGUCUGGGUUGUCUGCUCCUGGGGUUCUGAUUGACGCUCCGGUUCGACAGGAGAGUACGGCACCUGCAGGAAAGGUGGCAGCCUCUUCGGAGGUCGACUUGGAGACGAGCGCGGGCCAAGGUGUGGAGGAGGGAACCGCGGGCGACCGGGGCACGCAAGGCAGUCCACAGAAGAGGAGGGGGGAUCGUACAGACGAGUUUGCCGGUUCUUCGAAGAAAUUGAAGAGCAAGGCCCCGAGGACUGCGGGGGAGAAACGCAAGGGGACCGAGGGAGAGCAGGGCCGGCAGGGUGCCAAACGUCCUGCUUCGAAACAUAAACAGGCUGCGUCAGGACCAUCCACUCCACAGACGCCAUGGCCUCCCAUCGAUGUCGACGCCGGGUACUUCCUCGAGUACAGAAACAGUGUUCGGACAAAGCGGGAGUUCGAGAUUAGCCCUGCGCAGGUCGUCGACCUCGGGGAGUGGGAGGACCUAUACAACCAGCGGUCCCUGGAUCCCGUGCUCGUGGAAGGGAUCAAAGAAGCGAUGCGGUUGGCGUUCGAAAACAAAGAGCAGUCUUACCAGUUGCCAACCUUGAAGCUGGCAUCGUUGGGGCUUGAUAAACCGACUCCCGGGACCAAGGCACAACGUCUGAGGCCGGAGGAUUGGAGGGAUGAGCUGGCGGGACAAUACUACUACGUCGCGGUCCGGAAGUGGCGUGAAUUCGGUAAUGUCACGCUCAAUAUGACGCCGCACAACAACUUGUGGAUUCUGGCAGAUCAGAAGGGCGAGGACGCCAUCAAGAAGCAAGGCGCUGCCCUGCGUUCUUAUUUUUCACUGGCGAUGGCAUGGGAGAACGUCUGGAAACUGGCCGUCGAGUUUUUCGAGAAAUGGGAGACAGGUAGAUUGCUUGGCCACGACGGCGCUAAGUGGAUCAUGAGAAAGAAGAAAGUCAAAAACGUGAAGCCCGGGGUUGCCUACAUCGACAAUGACAAGCUGGGCAAGAUGGAGGUCGUGUACAACGUCCUUGUGGACCCGCCAACGAAGAAAGGCAAAAAGGAGAAAGAGGAGGGCGAAUGGUUCGUGCAAGUGCCUGAGCCAGACACACAUUGUUGGAAAGCGCUGGAGUCGCUGACCGACAACGAGAAGUGCCGCGUCCUGAAGAAGGUGCUCGCUUGCGAGGUGGUUUGGGUCCAGGCCGGCUCCCUGGCGUUGGCGAAGCUCGGAAAGCUGAGCGUCCAGGCGAUGGUGCAUUUGGUGAAGUGCGACCGCGUGCUAGUGCGUCUGUGGAACUACUACCAAUUCAAGCAUGACAAGAGGCCGGACGCGAAUUGGAGCCAUAAGUACCCGUUCCUGAAAACAAGGUCCGCAAUUUUGAAGCAGCGCGAGAGUCGUGGUUUGGAUGCUGAGUUGUGGGACGACAGCAGGAAAUACGUCACUGACUCCUCGUUGUUCAAUGAAGACGACACCUUCCCCCUUCUUGCUGACGGAUUCAAGAAGAUUGACGAAUCGGGCGGGGUUGCGUUCCAUGUCCCCGUACACACUGCCCCGACGUGCAGGCGAGAGGAGGAGUUGAUGUUCGGCAGUUACUCUUCCUUGAUCUCCACGGAAGACGAGGAGACCACCAACAUCGAGUUCGACGCAAACACGAACGAGGAGGGCAGCGACACCGAAAACCUCGACCUGCACUACUACCCACAUCCCGUGCAGCACGCCACAGGGUCGUCCUUGGCAGGAGUCAUCCAGCCGGUGAUCCAAAAGGGCGACUGGAUCAUGGUCGUCGUUGUCCCGGGCGGAGGAUGGAUGCCCCUCCCUCGUGGGUCGAAGUCUAACUUCCUCGACGUCGCUAGAAUUGCGGUCCUUCAAAAAGUGAGGGCCGAGAAUGACUCAUUUGCACCCGACGACAUGUCCAUCAUUUCCACAGCCGGGCGAUUGUUCAACGAACUUCAGGACAAGUGGUACUUGGAACUGACGGAGGACUACUACGACCACGAUACGAGCCUCUCGAAGGGAAAGGUGGAAUGGAAAAUCCCACCUCCCAGUGGGACGCAUGUGAGUCCGGGGGCCCGGGGAUCAGACGGUGGGGAGGACGAGGGCAACAAGGCUUGGGGUGGCAAAGGAGUCCCGCCUGGUUCGGAGGGCGGGUCUCACUGUGACACCACGACAGCGGAAGGCAGCGGUGUGGUGGCGGGGGAGGCCUUCGGGCGUCAUCAGUCCACCGUUCCCGGUCCGGAGGGCUCGACACAGUCCGCCGACGUGCCCACUUCAUCCGCCGGCUCGGUGAUGGCAGCCGUGGUUGCUCUCCGUGCCGGCUCGGGCGAAACGUGCAAUUCCGCCGGGAUCCGAACUUCAAUGCUUGCGGAGCGGAUACAGAGGACAGACGCGCAGAGCUGGUCGGGAGCGGGGGUGCCGAGUCCUGAUCCCAAAAUUGACAGCGGUGAGGGUACAUGUGGAGGGCCUGGCGACAGGGAGACGGCGAAGUUCGUCGGGCUCCGAACUUCUUCAGGCAAGGGGGGGCGACGAGGGAUUGUGGUGGCGGCGGGAGGGGCUGCGUGCGUGGAGCCAAAAGGGCAUUCGUCGGAAUUCAACACGGGUUCGGGCGAAGUGGCUGGAUUGCAUGCAAGGGAAGGAGGCAGUGUAAUGGACGAAGAGAAGGAAGGGGAGGAAGGAGACAAAGGGGAGGAAUGGGAGGAAGGAAGGGAUGAAGGGGAGGAAGAAGAGGAGGAAGGGGAGGAAGGAGAGGAAGGAGGAGAAACGGAGUUGGGUGAGUUGUUCGGAGGGAAGGAAGGGGAAAAAGGGGACGUCGAUACUGGAGAUGACGGACGGACGUUCCUUGACGACGAUGCCAGAUCUGGGAGUUGUCUGCCCGAUUCGGGCAACUGUAUAGAGAACAUCGCGAGGAAGACGACGACGACGAUGACACGGCAAUGGAGAUGGAGACACAGGUGGUCACCAACUUUUCGGCAGAACAUGAUAACUAUGAGGUCCAAGCAAUGAUGUAUGCCGUCGAUCUCUAACACCGGUUUAACGAGGCUCGUAUUGCUGUCAGUCUGUCUAAACCGAGUGUCCUUAUAGACGUC
Molecule: messenger RNA, 3576 nt
Organism: Chara braunii
Lineage: Eukaryota; Viridiplantae; Streptophyta; Charophyceae; Charales; Characeae
Source: the annotation of a GenBank genome assembly